GCAAAAUGGCCGCUGAAUUUGAAACAGCGUUGGCGUAUGCCAAAGACAAUAUUGACAUCAGUUUUAAAUUAAAGGACAAGCAAGAAGAAACUUUAAAAACAGUGUUCGCAGGACGUGACUGCAUAGCUGUGUUGCCAACAGGAUAUGGGAAAAGUCUCAUUUUUCAACUUUUGCCUUUUCUUCUCCAGAGAGAUCGGCCAGCUCCAGGAAUUGUCAUCGUCGUCAGCCCCCUGAAUUCACUCAUGCAGGACCAAGUCAUCUCACUCUGUGAGAAAGGAGUCAAAGCCUGUUUUCUGAACUGUCAAGGAUAUGCUGGCAACACAUUUAGGAUAGUCACCCGGCAUAUUGUAGGAGAUGAAAAUGAUAAACUAGAAGAGGGUGAUGGAGAACCCAGUGAGACCGAUGUCCAUGCACCUGUACAUGUCAGCAUGGCUGACUUAAGAAAAGGUGUAUAUAACCUUGUGUAUGCUCAUCCUGAGACUUUAGUAAACAACAAGACUGUUGGAACAAUGCUUCGUUCCAAAAUCUAUCAAGACAGUGUUUGUGCAGUUGCCAUUGAUGAGGUGCACAUGAUAUCUGAAUGGGGUCCCAAGUUCCGGACAGCUUUCCAUAAGCUAUCAGAAGUUAUCUGCAUUUUCCCCGACGCUGCACACCUUGCUCUGACAGCCACCGCCACACCUGCUGCUGUUAAGACACUUGCCUCAAAUCUUCAGUUCACAGAUCAUGGAUUGGUUACCAUCAACCCUGAUCAUCCAAAUAUAUAUCUUGAGGUUAAAACAAGGCUGCCGAAUAUAAGGAAGUUUGACAAGUUAGAUGACCUAAUACAUCCUCUAGCACAAGAGCAUUCCAAACUUGCCGAUUUCCCAGUCACAAUUGUAUACAUAAACAAUGAUGCAGACCUAGGCUAUUCCUACCAAUAUGUUGCAAGAUACCUUGGACAAGAUGGGUAUUUACCUAAAGACUGCCCUACUCCAGAGAAUAGGUUGUUUGCUCAGUUCCACAAGGACUAUACAGAAGCAAUGAAACUUCACAUUAUUCAGGAGCUCAGGAAACAAAGUCCGAAAUUAAGACUUGUUUUAGCUACAGUGGCUUUGGGUAUGGGAUUGAAUGCCCCAAGUAUUGCUCGUGUGAUGCAUUUCCAACCACCAACAACCUUGGAAAAGUAUUUCCAAGAAAUCGGCCGUGCUGGUAGGUCCGGACAACCCUCAAGUGCAGUCUUGUUUUACAAUAAAAGUGACAUUGCAGCGAACCGUGAAGACAUGACAGAUGCAAUGGUGCAGUAUUGUGUCACAAAAGAAUGUUUGAGAUUGCACCUGGUGUCUUACUUUGGAUUUGACUCAGUAUUGUUCAAUGGAGAUUCUGACCAUUGUUGUUCGAACUGUAGAACCAAGAAAGGCUCUUGCCUUUCAUGAAUGUAUAUGAGGAUUUUCAGAGACUGUACUGUAUGUACAUUGUUUUGCUUUUUUCUUGUACAUGAUGAUCAGGAAAUAACAAGUUCAUGCAAUGUUUGAGCAGACACUGA
Molecule: messenger RNA, 1522 nt
Organism: Haliotis rufescens (red abalone)
Lineage: Eukaryota; Metazoa; Mollusca; Gastropoda; Lepetellida; Haliotidae
Product: ATP-dependent DNA helicase RecQ-like
Exons: 4
Coding region: 6-1412 (468 amino acids)
Biological process (GO): double-strand break repair via homologous recombination; telomere maintenance
Cellular component (GO): chromosome; nucleus; nucleoplasm
Molecular function (GO): nucleic acid binding; ATP binding; four-way junction helicase activity
Source: RefSeq, a predicted model, not a curated record